AUCAAACCAAAGUUAAGCUUGCAUCUUCAUUAAAGCUCUUUGUCUUCUAACAAUCUUAAAAAGCCUUUAAAAUGGCGUCUCAACACAUCCGUUCUUUGAGUUUUCCUUCAAAAUCUCACCCAAUUGCGGAUCAAUUGGAUGAGCAAUUGUGCAGAUUGAGGUCUUCUCAAGCUGCAUCUACUUCAUCACUAACUAACAAACUUAGCGGUCUUAAAGAUUUGUAUCAGUGUGUCGAUGAGUUUCUUCAACUUCCCCUUAAUCAAAAAAGUCUAAGCGAAAAUUGGGUUGAGGAAGUAUUGGAUGGAUCUCUAAGGAUCCUUGACAUUUGUUCCACAUCUCGGGAUGUCUUGGUACAAUCCAAAGAGCGACUCCAGGACAUACAAUCAGUCCACCGGAGAAGGUGUAGUGGUGAACUUAACAUUACCAAUGAAGUCGUUGAAUACCUCAACACUCGAAAAACAGCCAAGAAAACAGUCAAGAAGUGCUUGAAAGACAUCAAGGAAAAUGACAACACUAACGAGGCCAAUUUCAUCGAAAACAUGCUGAAAGAUGUGCAAUCUGUAACAGAUGAUGUCUUCAAGUCACUGUUGUCCUACAUCAGUGGAUCACAGAAAAAUUGCUGGUCUUUCUCAAAGUUAGUCCGCCAAAGAGUUGAGAAGGAAACAUCAGCAUUCGUCAGUGAAUUUGAUGCUGUCGAUGCUACUCUCGAGUUAAUGAUCUGCCAGAAGAAGAAAGUUCAUGUUGAUAUGUCACAAGUAGUGAACUUAGAGUCACAAAUCCAAGAAAUCGAAGGAGUUUUGGAAUGCUUGUUCAGGCAUCUAAUUAAAACCAGAGCAAUUCUUCUUAAUGUCCUUAGUAAUUAA
Molecule: messenger RNA, 863 nt
Organism: Chenopodium quinoa (quinoa)
Lineage: Eukaryota; Viridiplantae; Streptophyta; Magnoliopsida; Caryophyllales; Amaranthaceae
Exons: 1
Coding region: 72-863 (263 amino acids)
Biological process (GO): root development; shoot system development
Source: RefSeq, a predicted model, not a curated record